This is a messenger RNA of Moesziomyces aphidis, 2040 nucleotides long. NCBI's taxonomy places the organism in Eukaryota, Fungi, Basidiomycota, Ustilaginomycetes, Ustilaginales, Ustilaginaceae. The record is from the annotation of a GenBank genome assembly.
AUGUCGUCAGCGGGAACGAACGCGGCGCAGCGGCUGCCGUUUGCUUCGGAGCCGUUGGAUUCCACGUCCAUCACGUUGGAUCGUCGUCUAGAGAAGCUCGCAGAGCUAGGUAGCCUGCGAAAGCGCUGCAACGAGGCUGCUGGAACACUCACGAUCGAUCACGAGGCUCAAACCAUCCGCCAGCUCAUUCAAGCGAAAGCGGUUGACGAGGACUUUUCGGUAGCUGUGCGCGAGCGCUGGCAGACGUGGUCGCGCAAUGCGAACCCCUUCCGCUCCGAGCUGGCCUCAGCGGCUGCUUCCGAGGUCAGCAAAAUAGCCGAAGCCGAAGCUUCCUCUGGAUCAGAAUCAGACUCGCAGUUGGAUGACUCGGCUUCGGAAGGGCCGGAAGAGCCCUCCGGGUCCGGGUCCGGAUCGACCAACAAGGGGAAGAGGAAGAGCGUCUUCCGCCUCAAGGCGCCCAAGAAGCGCGUCGGCUCCUCCGAGCGCGGCAUGGACGAAGAUUGGGACGCCGUCCGCAGAGAACGAGAGGCCCGACUCACGGAGCUUGAUGCAUUGCUGCCGAACGCCUUCCGCUUCACCGAACGCCAGCUCAAGGUGUAUGCACAUCGGUUAAAGCAAAAGUACCUCAACUCGCUCGACCGUCCCUUCGAAGCUGUCCAACUCCAGAAGCUACUUCACCCUUCCCGGAAAGCGGCGCAACCUGGUGCGCUGCAGCCGUCGCAAGAUGCUUCGGCUCCCGGACCAUCGAUCCAAGACGCGCCGUCGCGUCCGAGCGUCUAUCACAUCUCGUUCUUCAUCAGCAGUCUCGAUUCGAGCACAGACGAUGUGGCAGCACAGCAAAAGAAUGCAGAUCCGGCGGCCGUGUCGGACGUAGAUGCCAGGGACAACUAUGUCAAACGCAUCUGCGGCGACGGACUCGGGGGCAGCAAGCGUUCCCAAACCAUCGAGCUUCUCUCGACGCAGACGCUGUCGGACCUCCUGGGCACCCUUGUCUGCUGGUCUGAUGAGCAGCCGGAGCGGCACGGCUGGCAACAGCGCCUCCAGAAGUCUUUGUACGGCCACAUUGCGACAUCAGCUAGCCAGGAAGCAGUCGCGUCCAUGCAGCAGGACCACAGCGGAGAUGAAGAUACUCAGGAAACUUGCUCGGCGCGGUAUACGGGCCGUCGGCGGCACACCGACGCGGCGCUCAUCAUCGAGGACAAACUGUACGGCAAAGGUCUGAGGGCAGGUGAUGCUCCCUACGAAGCCGACUACGCGACGCUGCUCAACGAAUGGAAGUCACGCUGCGGUCUUUCCGAUGUCCGAGCGGGUUGGAUUAGCAGCGGUGGCGACCUCAGUCUCCGGCUUGAUCAGCUGGGCACCAUUCGGAUCGGCCGACCGUACUGGCUGCUGCACCAGGGCGACUGUGUGCACGCUUUCGUGAUUGAGCAGAUCCGUGCCUUGCGGCCCCUCGAAGAGAAGGGGAGCUUUUCACCCGAUCUCGAGAACAUCCCCAUCGGGUCUGCCGUCACGCCUUUUCCGCGGAUCACUUGGCUCUCGACCCCAUCCAUGUUGCGAUUCGCCGCAGACGACAAGGACAACUAUGGUCUGGGUCAUCGUAUCCUCCUGUGGGAGGGACUGAUGCCAAUGCAAAGCUUUGCGGCGGGGCUGGGGGUCGAAGGACUGGCCGCAGGCGAUCUGACGCAGCGCAGCGCACUGCAGGUUGCGUUGGGCCGAACCAGGAGAAAGGACGAGGGAAUGCUGCGAAAAAAGCAAGGCAAGUGCCUGGCGUGCUCACUGCGCAAGGCCCAGAUCGGCAUCCUGGGUGGAGACCGUGUGCGCCUCCCAGUCGGCUCAGACGACGAGCGCGACAGGCAGCCGGAAAUCAGCGCGCUGGACGACCACUUGGUCACUCUCUGUGUGUCGUGUGCGGCGAUCCUUGGUCUGCCGACUCGCGAACCCGAGCCUGGCGCGAGCGAAGCUCCGAUUCAGCUCGACUGGCAGCGCAUCCAUGCCGAAAAGCCUCGUGAGGCAGGCUGGACCGUAUUCCCAAUGUACUGA